CUUAGUCUGCACGUUGCUUCUCGGUGACUAAUACCACAAUAACAUUGUCUAAGGAUAAUAUAAAUUGAGAGCUGUUUAUAAACUCUAUGGCGAUUCAAUAUAAAAAGGAGGUAGGAAUCUGGAAGCAUCACAAUCACUUUGAGACCUCUCUGAGAACUAACAGGUCCUGAGUGCCUUCUCCACUUUGGAUACCUGAUCGAGAACACUUUGUACUUUAACCAAGGUGAUAUAACAAGGCAUUUAAACUAUUUAUUGACUUUUUAUUGGGAUUACCAUUUUCAGUUGUUAUUUUUUUUUCGAGAAGAUAUAUAUUUUUUAUUCCAGUCUGAUGAUGGAUUUAGAAACGAUUAUUUAUUUGUUGGUGGCUCUGCUCGAAGUGACUUCAGGAACAGUGUCAGGCGGCAUCAUUUCAAUGCCUGAAGAUGGGGCUUCAGUUCCAGAUGUAAAGACUGAUUCUAGCUCCCUCCCUAGCGCCCCCUGGCGACCACGAAGGUAUAAACGCUGUUCCUGCUCCUCACUUAUGGAUAAAGAAUGCGUGUACUUCUGCCACCUGGACAUUAUUUGGAUCAACACACCUGAGAGAACUGUUCCUUAUGGUCUCGGAGGUCCUCGUAUGAGGCGGGAAAUACAGGACACAGACACAGAAUCAGUCCUUCAGUCAACAAGCCGAUGUAUGUGUGCCAAACACACAGACAAGAAAUGUAUGGACUUCUGCCAAACUGCAGAACUCAGUGUCCAGAGUUCUCAAGAAAAAGAAAACGGACACAUUCAAGAGGCCACAAAAUGCAGUGGUCUUCGUCUCGGAGUACAGUGCAUUCAGAAACAACUGCAAAGAACUGAAAAGAUGAAAAGAUCGGAAGACAUUAAGAAUUCAAUUGAAAGAGCAUUUGUCUAUGCUAGGCUCAUGAACACAGUUAAUGAAAAGAAGGACGAAACACACCACAGGACACACAAAAAGAGAGAAUUAUGGAAACACACAAAAACAACAUCAUAGUAACUAACUGUUAACUGAAAAAAAGAAAAAAAACGUGGGAGGCAUUUCUACGAGCAAUAGACUUGCCUUUGGUCAAUUCUACUUGAUAGUUCAAUGCAUGGAGGACACUAAACAUUUAAUGCUGCCAUUGGUUGAAGAACUAAAGUCCAACUUGAGGAAUAAGAUAAACCAACGUCUACAACUAUUGAACCAUAUAAAAGAAAAAUAAUAAGCCUGAACAACUGAGAGCAUUUAUUGCCAGGUUAGGGAGUAUUAUGUUACUGGACCCAUUGCUUGGAAGGAUCAACAUGAAUCAAAUGUUGGGUGGACAACCAAACAAACAGCGUUUCAAACAGCCAUCAGGAAAACACUGGAUGAUAAUAUAUGGAAUUCAAACCUUAUCUCCACACCCAAGUAGCUGCACAUGGAGGUUUUUGUGCAGUGCAGAUGGACAAUCAAAAAAAAUUGCAAUAAUUGAGGAAAUAUUUCAUGCAUACAAGUCUACCUCAAAUGUAAGACUCAGAAGGGCUUCCGUUCUGUAUUUUAGCUUGGCCUGCAAAAACACCUCUUUGUCUUAAACUAUUUUGUGUUUUUACUUUUUUUUUUUACUUUUUUUAUUUUAUUUUAAAUAAUUCACUGGAGUAAAUCAAAUCUUGAUAUGUAAAGAGAUUUCUGGUUUGCUUUGUGGUUUGCUACGUCAAGCAGAGAGUGGAGAUGAGUUUAGGAGAUUGUUCAUGCAAGCUAAAAGUUGGGUAAUUUGUAGCAGCGGUGAAACUGAUUGCUUCAUAGUCAUCUCCUGUACUUUUAAUUAAAUUUAUUAUGUGAAUAUUUUUUAAAGUAAAUAUUUAUAUUAUUAUUUUUAAAGAGACUAUAUUUACUAUGUUAAAUAUACAUUGGGACAGGCCAUAUUGGUCUAUGCAUGUUGUAUUUCUGUAUGAAAAAAGAGCUUUGAUGAUAAAUA
Pelobates fuscus (common spadefoot toad) is the source of this 1934-nucleotide messenger RNA. RefSeq names its product endothelin 1 (gene EDN1). The transcript is spliced from 5 exons. Gene Ontology annotation, cellular component: extracellular region. Lineage: Eukaryota; Metazoa; Chordata; Amphibia; Anura; Pelobatidae. Gene Ontology annotation, biological process: vein smooth muscle contraction; regulation of systemic arterial blood pressure by endothelin; intracellular calcium ion homeostasis. Bases 329 to 994 code for a protein of 221 amino acids. The record is from RefSeq and is a predicted model, not a curated record. Gene Ontology annotation, molecular function: endothelin A receptor binding; endothelin B receptor binding; hormone activity.